Molecule: messenger RNA, 2671 nt
Organism: Falco peregrinus (peregrine falcon)
Lineage: Eukaryota; Metazoa; Chordata; Aves; Falconiformes; Falconidae
Gene: BBS2
Product: Bardet-Biedl syndrome 2
Biological process (GO): non-motile cilium assembly
Cellular component (GO): ciliary basal body; BBSome; neuron projection
Molecular function (GO): protein binding
Source: RefSeq, a predicted model, not a curated record
CCCUCCCGUGAGGCCGCGGCGGGCGCGGGCGGCGGAGCGGCCCCGGCGGAGCCCGUGUGCGGGCCGGCCCGUGCUGCCUGCCGCCGCCGCCGCCAUGCUGGUGCCCAUCUUCACGCUGAAGCUCAACCACAAGAUCCUGCCCCGCAUGGUGGCGCUGGGCCGGUUCGACGGGACGCACCCCUGCCUGGCGGCCGCCACGCAGGCGGGCAAGGUUUUUAUUCAUAACCCUCAUGCCCGAGGACAGACAACAAGCACAAACCGGAUGGUGCAAAGUAACCAAGAUUCAGACAUUUCUCUUCUCAACAUUAACCAAGGGAUCACUUGUCUAGCUUCAGGAGUGCUGAACCCUCAGCUUGGUUAUGAUUGUCUUCUGGUUGGAACACAGACUAAUUUAUUGGCUUACGAUGUGUAUAACAACUCAGAUUUGUUUUACAAAGAGGUUUCGGAUGGAGCCAAUGCAAUAGUUCUUGGAAAGCUGGGAGAUAUUUCAGCUCCACUUGCUAUUACUGGUGGAAACUGUGCCCUGCAGGGCUUUGAUUAUGAAGGAAAUGACCUUUUUUGGACAGUUACUGGAGACAACGUUCGGUCAUUGGCACUGUGUGACUUUGAUGGUGAUGGCAAAACUGAGCUUCUUGUUGGCUCUGAAGAUUUUGACAUCCGGGUGUUUAAAGAGGAUGAGAUUGUGGCAGAAAUGUCAGAGACAGAGACUGUUACUGCGCUUAGCCCCAUGUAUGGCAGUCGGUUCGGCUAUGCUCUUUCCAAUGGGACAGUCGGAGUUUAUGACAAGACAGCCCGCUACUGGAGGAUUAAGUCUAAAAACCACGCCAUGAGCAUACAUGCAUUUGACCUGAACUCCGACGGUGUGUGUGAGCUGAUCACUGGCUGGUCCAAUGGGAAGGUUGAUGCACGCAGUGACCGAACUGGGGAAGUCAUCUUUAAGGACAACUUUGCUUCCUCAAUUGCAGGAGUGGUGGAGGGGGAUUACAGAAUGGAUGGGAGCACCCAGUUAAUCUGUUGUUCAGUUGAUGGUGAAGUCCGAGGCUAUCUGCCAGGAGGUGAGGAGAUGAAAGGAAAUCUAAUGGAUACAAGUGCUGAGCAGGAUGUGAUCCGAGAACUUAGUCAAAAGAAACAAAAUCUGCUGCUGGAAUUAAGAAAUUAUGAGGAAAAUGCAAAGGCUGAACUGAACGCUCAGUUGAAGGAAGCUGAUGGGCAGAGAGGUGUGAUUCCAGCCAACACCCAACUCCAGACAGCCCUCUCAGUUAAUCUAGGCUCUGACAGCCAGUCUGCCCAUGUGGAGCUGUGCAUUUCCACCACAAAUGACACAAUCAUCCGUGCGGUGCUGAUCUUUGCUGAGGGCAUAUUUGAAGGAGAGAGCCACGUGGUACACCCCAGUUUCCAGAGCCUCUCGGGCUGUGUUCGAGUUCCCCUAACUCCACCCAAAGAUGUCCCUGUGGAUUUGCACAUCAAAGCCUUUGUGGGUUACAGGAACAGCACGCAGUUCCAUGUAUUUGAGUUGACAAGACAGCUUCCCCGCUUUUCAAUGUAUGCCCUGAGCAGCCCGGACUCGGCCCCGGAGCCCCUGAGCUUUGUUAACUGUACAACGAAUGAGAGGCCGCAAAGGAUUGUUAUGUGGCUGAAUCAGAGUUUCUUGCUGCCAGAGGAUGCUGAGUUUCAGAGCGCUCCCUUUCAGGUUUGCUUCACUUCCCUUCGUAAUGCAGGUCAACUCUGCAUCAAAAUCAAGGCUGGUGGAGAUAUCUCCAUCAACACGGAUGAUAUUGAUCUAGCUGGUGACAUUAUCCAGUCAAUGGCCUCCUUUCUGGCUAUCGAAGAUUUGCAGGUGGAAGCAGAUUUCCCUGUGUACUUUGAGGAGCUGCGGAAAGUACUGGUCAAGGUGGAUGAAUACCAUGCAGUGAAUCAGAGGCUCACUGCCGACAUGGCUGAACACUCCAGCCUCAUCCGCAGCAUGCUGGUUCAGGCGGAAGAUGCACGACUCCUGGGAGACAUGAAAAGCAUGAAGACACGGUACGUUGAGCUGUAUGAUCUGAACAGAGAUUUAAUAAAUCAAUACAAAAUUCGCUGCCACAAUCACACGGAGCUGUUGAAUAAUCUGAAAGCUGUGAAUCAGGCAAUCCAGAGGGCCGGGCGGUUACGUGUCGGCAAACCUAAAACACAAGUGAUCAGCGCUUGCCGGGAUGCAAUAAGAAGCAACAACCUUAACAUGCUGUUCAAAAUAAUGCGUGUGGGAACAGCCUCUUCUUAAAAUGGCUGGAGGAGCAGCAGCUGCGCAGAGGCAGUGUUUCCAUGCAGCGGGCAGAUAACAGACCAGUAAUGACGAGCGGUUCGUUCAGUCCCCCGCUCCACUGUAGGGCGAAGUGAUUGCAAAGGUAGCAUUUUAGUUAAGCCUUCAGGUGAGAAAUGUUACUACGCAGGCCAAAGGUUCGUGAAGAAAGCAUCAAAGUUGAAGUGUAGAUGUGCUAUUUACGCAAGACAGAGGUGUAAUAUUGCAACAAUUAUUUUUCUUACAGUAACUUAAUAUUUUAAUAUAUUUUGUAGGUCAGGCAUUGUCCUUUUCCGUUAAAACAUAGACUGCUUUGGUUUUGUUCUGAUUUAGUUGGGGAGAUGCGUACGGUUAAGUUUUGUUCAACGAAUAAAACCAACCCCAAACAAAGCA